AACCUUCUGCAGUCGAUUUGCAUGCCACCAGGACCCAUCUUCCAAUUUGUAAGAUGAGGAGCCCAGCCUCGAGCAACUCUGCAUGACUCCGACCAGCAAUCGCAGACCACAAAGAAUAAUGGGGCGGGCCAGAUGCGGACACCUGUGUUGUAAGCUUAUCUGGAGGAGAAGCUUCAUGAUGAGCAAUCCACAAGUGCGGAAUAUGAGGAAGCUGCCACACUGUUACCAUGAGGGAUACCUGGAGAAAAGGUCUUUUAAAAAUGAGAAAUCCCACAAACUGUGGACGUGCCUGUGCGGCAGCACACUUUUCUUUUUCAAGGACAAGAGGGACACUGAGUACCUUGAAAAGCUGGAUCUCAGAGGAUCGGUUGUUAUCACAGAUAACGCGGUGGAUUGUACUAUGGAUGCAGCCAGCCUGAACCUCAAAACCAAAGAUAUCACCAUUGGACUUUCUGCUCCAAACGCAGAGGCUCGCGAGCUUUGGAAAGGCUUCAUUCAAUCCGUAGUUGAGCUGUCAGUGUCUUCCUCACUCAACCUGCUGCCUGGACUAAUGCUAAGGCUGGAAGAUGUGGUGGAAAAGGAAAAGAAAAGGCUAAAACAUGUACCUGUACCAGUUGACCCUGUUGUGGAAAUGCCAAACUGUUUCCACCCAGUGUCUCGCUUGGAGGCGGAGCUUCUUCUGGAGCGAGAGGCCAGCAAAGGAAACUUGCUGUUAAGGCCCAACAGGGACGGCCAUGCCUUUGUUAUUAGCAUCAGAGAAAAACUUAAAGGCCCCAUAUACAAGCACUAUAGCCUGAGCCGCAAACACAACGGUAGUUUCACCAUCGAUUUGAAAGAUCCCGUCACCUGCGCUUCUCUACCUGAUAUCAUCAAGUACUUCAUGGACGUCACAAAAGGCAGUCUAACCCCUCUAUCCAGAGACGACAAAUAUGUGCAGAACUUCUCUUACGUUAACUUUGAUAAUGAAAGUGGAGAGAGACUAGUGCAAAGUUAUUCUGCUGAACUGGUCAAACCUGAUUUCUCAACCAAACCAGAACUCAAAGUGAAAGCUGAGGAGAAACCAAAGAAGCCUCCAGUUCCUACACCUCGCAAAUAUCGCCCUCCUCCCAAGUUGUCGUCAGCUGGUCAACACGUGAAAAAUAGACCGAGAUGAGGAACCACACGUGUGCUAUGGGUCAUAGUAUGUCCAAAUUGUGACACGCAUUUGCUCUGAUAUUCUGACAUUGAUUGAUUGAAAUCAUAGUACUUAACCCUCUAAAUCAGUGGUCCCCAACCUUUUUGUAGCUGCGGA
Molecule: messenger RNA, 1291 nt
Organism: Entelurus aequoreus (snake pipefish)
Lineage: Eukaryota; Metazoa; Chordata; Actinopteri; Syngnathiformes; Syngnathidae
Product: signal-transducing adaptor protein 1-like
Exons: 12
Coding region: 83-1153 (356 amino acids)
Molecular function (GO): signaling adaptor activity
Source: RefSeq, a predicted model, not a curated record